Exaiptasia diaphana is the source of this 1368-nucleotide messenger RNA. RefSeq names its product BTB/POZ domain-containing protein KCTD6. NCBI's taxonomy places the organism in Eukaryota, Metazoa, Cnidaria, Anthozoa, Actiniaria, Aiptasiidae. The record is from RefSeq and is a predicted model, not a curated record. The transcript is spliced from 4 exons. Gene Ontology annotation, molecular function: protein binding. The coding region runs from base 142 to 987 and encodes 281 amino acids. Gene Ontology annotation, biological process: protein homooligomerization.
GUAGAGUCAUAGUUAGUAAUAUAUAAGAUUCUAACAAAUCCUCCUCGAUUUUAAAACAAGUCUCUACCAAUAUCUUCUUGAUGUCUUCCAAAAAGUUAAUCAAAGUAGAAAUGAAAGAUUAGAAACAGUAAAUAGCGGAAAAUGACGAAGGGACAGGUCGACUUCCCAGAUAUCAUUAACCUAAAUGUUGGUGGGCAUUAUUAUAUCACAAAACGAUCCACGUUAACUAAAGACAAUGAGUCCAUGCUCGCGGCUAUGUUUAGUGGUCGACAUACUAACGAUAAGGACAGCGAAGGACGAUACUUUAUUGAUCGCGAUGGGACGUAUUUUGGCUACGUUCUUAACUUUCUAAGAGACAAUCUUGAGAUGCCACCAGCGUCCGUCGCUUUACAGGUUUACAAAGAAGCACAAUUUUAUCAGAUCAGAAGUUUGAUUGAGAAACUCGAGCGAAGUGCACAAAUAUUCGCUAUAAAACUCGACGAGGCAAAGAAGUCGCGCCUGGGCAACUCAUUCACGAAGUGGAAAAACACCAUUGUUUCAAAAGCUCAGGAAAAGAGCUUAACAAACUUAACGUCAUCCAGUAGGAUCAAUUUUAUUUCAAAAGAUGAUCACAAUUCACUCGUAAAUCUAACUGAUUGCUUGGGAGAAAUGGAACACUUCAUCGUGAUUCGUUCUGAAAUCGAGAAAAAUUUACCAGUUCAAGAUCAAAGCUUCGAAAGCUUACGAAAUCGACUAGCGAUCGACCCUGAUGUUAUCGUAGAUAUCGCGCAAAGUGACAUGGGAAUGUUUGUAGGAACUCUUCAAGAGGACCUUAAUCGAGAAGGAUAUUCGUUCAAAAUCUGGACAAGCCAAAUGUGCUGCAAAAACGUGAAAAGGAUUAUGAAUGUGUGCGUUGAGAAGUGCGAAUUAAGUGCAAAUGAGUAUUUUGUCCAAUUUGAAUGGGGUUUGCCAAAAGAAGAAAAUAAGUAUGAGAAUAAUGAUUCAUAAAUAACGUUGAUAACUUGAUAAAGGCCGUCGACUGUACAGAAAAAAAAAACAUUAGACUUGCGCCUGUUCUGACAAGACCGUUCAAAUUGCUCGAUAGAGUAAAAUCCGUUCAGCUACCCUGGAUGAUCUUCGUCAACUUGUUCUGCCGAUAGGCGACAUGGGUUUUACUGUAUUUCGCGAUUUGAUCAAAGAAAAUGUCUGUCGUUGUGAUAGAGUAAAAAAAAAUUCCUGACACCAAAUAUUGCAUUUAUCCUAAUAAUACUGGUGACUAAACGUCUAUACUUAAAUAACACACAAAAAAUUGGCUUAGCAAACUCCAAAUAUUUGUUCUUAUCCUUUUCUUUAUUUUUUAAAAGUAAAUAAACGUGUUUUUCACAUCCA